AUGGGUGAUAAUUGCCAAGCAUGUCUCACGAGGGUUCCGCAUGCCACACUUAUAGCGACAAUAAUGUGUUGCCUGGGCGUGGGAGUGUUUUGUGGCACAAUGUAUCGAGGAUCAGCGCUUUCUAUAUUGAUGUUCGAUGAAGUAUUCCACUUUCGCCUCAUUUGGAUCGAAGCUCUUCAAAUGAUAUUUAUUGUUGGAAGUGCCUGUAUGGCUGCUUUAGGUUUCAUGCUGUUAUGCUUGGGAUGCCUCACAACAGGUGCUACGCGACAAAAAGUGUACAGAGCGUGGCGAGCAAGGGUUGGAGGCAGAAUAUCCUGCGCAAUAUUUAUGAUAAUAACCUACAUUCUAACAUUCACUUGGAUAAUUUUGCUUGGUUUCCUUGUGAUCACAACAUUCUUAUUCACUAUAUUUUGGAAAUUGUGCUCUAAACCGAGAAACAUUGACCAUUCGACAUGCAUCGAUUUUACUCAGUUUGAUUUUAUGUUCCCAUCCUCAGUAAGGCAGGAUGAUAUGAAAAUCUGUGAAGCACACAAAGUAAAACUCUUUUGUAAGGACUAUGUAGAAAAGGCAGAGUUUAUGUUCAUAUUGGCUAUGGUGUCAUGUAUUCUUGUUAUUUUAAGUUUGGUUCAUUAUUUAAUGUGUUUGUCUGCUAAUUACGCACAUAUCAGGGACCAUGAAAAAUUUCAAGAGUUACAGGAAUUGCAGUAUCUCACAAACCCUGACCUACACGCCUCUAAAGAUAGAUUCUAG
Messenger RNA from Leptosia nina, 750 nucleotides. NCBI's taxonomy places the organism in Eukaryota, Metazoa, Arthropoda, Insecta, Lepidoptera, Pieridae. The record is from the annotation of a GenBank genome assembly.